Messenger RNA from Cornus florida, 1194 nucleotides. Its product is annotated as putative germin-like protein 2-1. NCBI's taxonomy places the organism in Eukaryota, Viridiplantae, Streptophyta, Magnoliopsida, Cornales, Cornaceae. Gene Ontology annotation, molecular function: manganese ion binding. Gene Ontology annotation, cellular component: cell wall. Bases 550 to 1194 code for a protein of 214 amino acids. The transcript is spliced from 2 exons. The record is from RefSeq and is a predicted model, not a curated record.
UCCUACAGUUACAAUGCUUUAUGUAUCCUAAGUUCUGUCACUACAACAAAUUAGGUUUUGUUGUUCAAAAUUUUUCGCAGCAAAAAGAUUUUUUUUUUUUUACACGUGUACUGUUAUUAAACGAAAUGACCUUAACCUUUUUUUAACUUAUUUUGUUACAUCACCGUGUUUUUAACAAUAUUUUCUGUUGUAAUUUCUUUAGCAAUGACUUUUUAAAAAAUAUAAAGGAUGAAAACAAGACCGUUGGGAUGAAAAUGUAAAAUCUUUUGGUGACAGAGGAUAUUCAUGAAGAUUGUAAAAGAAACAGUUUACAAAUUCUUUUUGGUGCCACUGAUAAAAAAAAAAAAAAUUUAUAACAAAUUUCUUUCAUUGCAUUGGACGGCUGAGCUGGCUAGACUCUCCUUCAUUGUCGCUAUAAAAACAGCCAUCCAUAUGAUUCUUUCAAAACUCAAAUCUUCAUUCCUUGAGCUUGUUAGCUAGCUAUUCGAGCUUUCAAUCUCUCCCGGCCUUUAGAUUGCGGUAAUAACUCAAAAAUACGUAUCUUUCCAAAUGACCUCCUGUUUUCAGUUGCUUGCAGGAGUCUUGGCUGUAACUUUUACUGUUGCUCUAGCAAACCGCCAUCCCAUUAAUGAUUUCUGCGUUGCAGACAAGAAAAGCCCAGUGCUAGUGGAUGGUUUUGUAUGCAAGGACCCAAAACUGGUUGAAGACAAUGAUUUCUUCUCGAGUGGACUUCACAUACCAGGCAACACAUCAAACCAGCUUGGAUCAAAGGCCACACCAGCAAAUAUUUUACAAAUACCAGGACUCAACACACUCGGCAUCUCACUUGUCCGGAUAGACUAUGCACCCUAUGGUGUCAAUGCUCCCCACACACACCGUGCCACAGAGAUUUUUACAGUCCUGAAAGGCAUCCUUGAAGUUGGAUUUGUCUCAUCUAAUCCCGGGAAUCGACUGUACACAAAGGUGCUACGAAAGGGUGAUGUAUUUGUAUUCCCAAUUGGUACCAUCCACUACCAAAGAAAUUUGUGGCGUAGACCUGCUGUUGCCAUGGCCGCUCUCAACAGCCAAGACCCGGGUGUCACCUCUAUUGAAAAUGCACUGUUUAAGGCUAAACCUAAUUUUCCUAGUGAAAUGCUGGCCACGGCUUUCCAGACCGAUAAUAAUGUUAUCACUAACAUCCAGUCCAAAUUUUAG